This is a messenger RNA of Trichomycterus rosablanca, 1589 nucleotides long. RefSeq names its product acetyl-CoA acetyltransferase 1 (gene acat1). The coding region runs from base 47 to 1300 and encodes 417 amino acids. The transcript has 12 exons. Gene Ontology annotation, molecular function: acetyl-CoA C-acetyltransferase activity. Gene Ontology annotation, cellular component: mitochondrion. Lineage: Eukaryota; Metazoa; Chordata; Actinopteri; Siluriformes; Trichomycteridae. The record is from RefSeq and is a predicted model, not a curated record. Gene Ontology annotation, biological process: fatty acid beta-oxidation.
GUUGAAGCGUUUUUCAGGAUCAAGGUGAAACUCUCCUGGUAGCGCGAUGUCACUAUUCACCUCUCACAGGCAGUUUUGCCGAAAACUGGCACACAAGUAUGUAUCCAGGACUUUCACCUCCCGACCCUCUCUCAAUGAAGUUGUCAUUGUCAGCGCAGCUCGGACCCCCAUGGGCUCCUUUAAAGGAAGCCUCUCCACAGUUCCUGCCACCAAGCUGGGCUCGAUUGCCAUUAAAGGAGCAAUCGAGCGAGCAGGAAUCCCUCCUGAGGAGGUGAAGGAGGUGUACAUGGGUAAUGUGCUGCAGGCAGGUGAAGGACAAGCUCCAACCCGACAGGCUCUUCUAGGUGCUGGCCUGCCUCUUUCCACUCCAGCUACAACAAUUAACAAAGUAUGUGCCUCUGGCAUGAAGUCCAUCAUGAUGGCGGCUCAGAGUCUGAUGUGUGGACAUCAGGAUGUGAUGGUAGCAGGUGGUAUGGAGAGUAUGUCUCAAGUUCCCUAUGUGAUGGCCAGAGACGCACCCACCUAUGGCGGGGUGAUGUUGGCUGAUCUUAUCGUGAAGGACGGCCUUACAGACGUCUACAACAAAUUUCACAUGGGUAACUGUGCAGAAAACACAGCCAAGAACAGCAGCAUAUCCCGAGACGAGCAGGACAGUUUCGCCAUAAGCUCAUAUUCACGCAGCAAGGCAGCAUGGGAGUCAGGAAUCCUGGCCAAGGAAGUGGUACCAGUCAGCAUCCCACAAAGAGGCAAACCAGAUGUUGUGGUGAAGGAGGACGAGGAGUACCGGAAGGUGGAUUUUAGCAAGGUACCUAAACUGAAGGCGGUCUUCCUGAAAGAGAAUGGUACAGUGACAGCAGCUAACGCUAGCACCCUGAACGACGGUGCUGCCGCCGUCGUCCUGAUGACAGCGGACGCCGCAAAGAGGCUCAACGUCAAUCCACUGGCAAGGAUCGUAGCUUUUGCUGAUGCUGCUGUUGCUCCUAUCGACUUCCCCAUUGCUCCAGCAUUUGCAGUUCCCAAGGUGCUGGAGGCAGCUGGUGUGAAGAAGGAGGAUGUGAGUAUGUGGGAAAUAAACGAGGCGUUCAGUGUGGUGGUGCUGGCCAACAUCAAGAUGCUGGACAUCGACCCCAGCAAAGUCAACAUUAAUGGAGGAGCGGUUUCUCUCGGCCAUCCUAUUGGGAUGUCCGGGACGAGGAUAGUCGGGCACAUGGUGCACAAUCUGAAGGCUGGGCAGUACGGCAUGGCUAGCAUCUGUAACGGUGGAGGUGGAGCUUCAUGUAUUCUCAUUCAGAAAUUCUAGCUUGUUGAUGGUUAUCUUUAACAUCUAAGGUCACAGGAGGAUAGAUUAUUCCUUAAAAGACGGAAUUUAGAAAGAGAAUGUUGCACUUAUCAGCCUUAAAUCUGACUUCUUCAGGUUACUGUCACUCCAAAAUAGGUCACUCCUUCUAUCGUGUCCUUUUUUGUCGAAUGUUAAAUCAAGUAGGAUAUUUAUUUUGAACAUUAUUUAAGCCAGGAGAUCUUUUUGCUUGUGAUAAUUUUUUCCAUGUUGGGUGCCAUUUUCAAAAAUAAUGCAGUCAUUGACAAACCAA